This is a messenger RNA of Heterostelium album PN500, 1617 nucleotides long. RefSeq lists its product as uncharacterized. Gene Ontology annotation, biological process: activation of GTPase activity; nucleocytoplasmic transport. The transcript has 2 exons. Gene Ontology annotation, cellular component: nucleus; perinuclear region of cytoplasm; cytosol. Gene Ontology annotation, molecular function: GTPase activator activity; small GTPase binding. The coding region runs from base 1 to 1617 and encodes 538 amino acids. Lineage: Eukaryota; Evosea; Eumycetozoa; Acytosteliales; Acytosteliaceae. The record is from RefSeq and is a predicted model, not a curated record.
AUGAAAAAGAGAUUAAUGAUAAGAUUACCAAGUUAUAUAUUAGAGUAUAUCAUUAGGCUCGCAUUAAAUCUAAGAGCGUUGACUAGACCUUCGAGCAGACAUGACCACGAACGUCCGUUCAACUACCGUGAGAUGCAGCAACAGCAACAACACUACAGCAUACUGAUUAAUACGAUCAACAUUGCUAGUGUCUGUAAGAAGUGGAGAGAGAUCGUACUGAAGAAUCUGUAUAUACUCGAGCUGAAUCCCUAUGUACUCUAUCAACUACGCAAAUACAAUGCCUCAAAGAAUAAUGCUUUCAUUCGAGAGUUUGACACUGAUCUUCUCGUAAAGGUAUUAAAGCAAUUCCCCUCAGUCAAGAGUGUUCACCUUUCUUUCUUUCAUUUCGUAAGGUCAACCUACAACAAAGUAACACCAUCAUCAUCAUCAAUACCACCAUUAUCACUUUCACAAACAACAACAUCUUUAAACAACAAUCAUCAUCCACAACAACAGCAACAACAACAACAACAGAUGUUAUUAAUAGAACCAGUUAGUGACUACGCACCGGUUACAUUGUUAUCACAAUCAAGAUCACCCGUAAUAUCACCACAUUCCUCGAGUAUAGAAGAUAGAAUCAAUUUAAUUGCCGACGAAAACGAGAUAGUGUCGAUCACCUGCUUGGAGAUUGUGUCGUGUGUCAACUUUAGAUCGAUUGGCUUUGUAAACUAUCUGCUAAACUCUGUGUACCUAAAGACAUUGGUCAUCGAUCAUUGUAAUCUACGUGACUCUGACUGCUCUAUCAUCGUACAUGCCAUCAAGUCGUCGUCUUCACUCAAGUCGCUCAGCUUGCGUAGAAACCAGCUGCAAGACGAAGGCGGCAAAGCAAUCAGCGUCUUGAUCGAAGAGAGCCCGCGUAUCGCCGAGAUCUAUCUAUCGAACAAUAUGAUUGCACAGAACGGAACGCUCGCCAUCACCAACGCACUGAAGCGCAACCAGUCGUUGACACAUCUAUCGCUCGAUAAUAACUACCUGUCGAUGGAUAGUGCACUCUCGCUGAUCCAUUGUUUCAGCACCAACAAGACACUGAAGCAACUAGACAUCAGAGGUAACUACUUCCAAUCGAGAUUGUUGGUCGAAUUUAUCAACAUUUCUAUUCCACCCGACGUCAACAUCCUCUUGGAUAAUGAAGUACCAAUCAACUUUCUACAAAAUCAACAAUCUAUAAAACAACAACAAACAAAUAACCAACCAGUACAAGUUCAAGCUCAAGUACUACCUCAAUAUCAAUCAAUUCAGCUAUCUCCAUUACAACAAUCACCACGACAAUCACCUAUAUUACAAUCACAAUACUAUCACAAUAAAAAUAAUAUAAAUAUGAAUAACAAUAAUAUUAGUAGUAGUAGUAGUAGUAGUAGUAAUAAUAAUCAUAUAUAUCAACACCAACAACAACAACAAAUAUAUAUUCAUAAUCUUAAUAACCUUAACAAACAUACUAUUCAACAUUAUACAAAUAACAACACUAUAACCGAUAAUGAUCAUCAUCAUUAUCUUUUUAAUUAUAAUAAUAACAGCUUUUUUAAUAAUAGUCAACUUUUAAUGGAAUCAAAAAAAAGGAAACUAGAAACCUGUAAAUGA